Messenger RNA from Saccostrea cuccullata (small rock oyster), 439 nucleotides. Its product is annotated as multiple epidermal growth factor-like domains protein 10. The transcript is spliced from 3 exons. Lineage: Eukaryota; Metazoa; Mollusca; Bivalvia; Ostreida; Ostreidae. The record is from RefSeq and is a predicted model, not a curated record. The coding region runs from base 26 to 346 and encodes 106 amino acids.
CAUAAUUAUUUUUUUUUUCAUAGAAAUGAAACGAAUAAUGUGUAAAGCAGCUCUUACAAAAUUGUGCUUUGUAAUAUCUCUACUAUCAAACAACUGUGGAACAUCAGCUGCUUUAAAGUGGGACAAUAUCAUAUGUGAUUACAAUUAUUAUUUUGAUAAACAUAGUGACAGCUGUUUAGAGUGUCCAUUGGGAAGAUUUGGUUUGAACUGCAUACAACGAUGCACAUUAGGUUUCUAUGGCCGUCUUUGCACUAGUCCCUGCGGUUGUGAAGGGUACGUAUGCCAUUAUGUAAAUGGGUGUCCAAAAGGUGUAACACAUACCAGUAUUAUUUUCUCUAUAUCAUAAAUACAAAUUUGCUAAUUCAAAUUUGAAGAUUUUAUCUGUUUAAAGCAAUCCAAUAUAUGCCUCAUUUUUCUUCAUUUGAAAAUGACUAAUAAA